Molecule: messenger RNA, 1757 nt
Organism: Syngnathus typhle (broad-nosed pipefish)
Lineage: Eukaryota; Metazoa; Chordata; Actinopteri; Syngnathiformes; Syngnathidae
Gene: pdlim5a
Product: PDZ and LIM domain 5a
Exons: 15
Coding region: 202-1542 (446 amino acids)
Biological process (GO): actin cytoskeleton organization; heart development; muscle structure development
Cellular component (GO): filamentous actin; stress fiber; Z disc
Molecular function (GO): muscle alpha-actinin binding; actin binding
Source: RefSeq, a predicted model, not a curated record
CCUUGGCCUCCCCUCCCCAUAUAUAAAAGCAUUUGCUCCACCAUGUGCCCCCUCACACACUCUCAGUGUGUUUGCUGGGAAGGGGAUUGUCCCGGGCACACCAGGGGAUUAUUAUACUGUCUUCACCUGCCUGCAAAGCCUCUCUGGGGAUUCAAAUAAAGCGCUUCCCUCGGACGUAACAAGAACCAGCACAAAGAAACCAUGAGCAGCAACUAUAACGUCACACUGUCUGGCCCGGCCCCCUGGGGCUUUAGGCUACAAGGCGGAAAAGACUUCAACUUGCCCCUCACCAUCUCCAGGCUGAACGAUGGCAGCAAAGCGGCCAAAGCUGGCAUCGCUAUCGGAGAUAUGGUUCUGUCCAUCGACGGUAUUGCCACAGAGGGGAUGAACCACCUAGAGGCCCAGAACAAGAUCAAGAACUGCACAGGCAACCUCAGCCUCACCCUACAGAAAGUGGCCAAGCCCCCUCCAGUGGCACCCAAGACGACAGCAGCUCCUCUGGUCACAAAUGGACCUCACAGUACUUUAAAAAAACCCCAGCCGCCCAGGCCUCCCCGCCGACACGUGGUGGACACCGACAUCCACUUCUACCACGUGCCGUCUCACGCUGGCGCCAGCCGGAAGCGCAUCAUGGAGGACACGGAGGACUGGCGCCCGCGCACCGGUACCACCCAGUCCAGAUCCUUCAGGAUUCUGGCUCAGAUUACGGGCACCGAGAACUCAGCUCAAGAAGAAGAAGAAGCAGACACAGCCAAGAAGACAAAUGAAGAGUGUGAGCCCAGCAGCCACGAGUCUGCUACUGUCAAGACCAUGAUCAAAUCACCCGCAACAGCUCAAGGCGUGAGUCCAAAAUGUGGUUUAAUCACACCCUCCUUUGGCGUAAAGUCCGACGGCAGCACGGCCAGGUGUCCUGCCCCCGCCCGCCCCGCGCCUCGGGUCCACCCGAAAGACGAGGACUCGCUGGUGCAAAUGGCGGAACACUACCCUGCCGGGACUCGCACGCCCAUGUGUGGCCACUGCAAUAAGGUCAUCAGGGGACCGUUUUUGGUCGCAAUGGGCAAAUCGUGGCAUAAAGAAGAAUUCAAUUGUGUCCACUGCACCACAUCACUGGCCGACAUCGGCUUUGUGGAAGAGCAAGGCCACGUUUACUGCGAACACUGCUACGAAGACUUUUUUGCGCCGACGUGUAGCCGCUGCCAGGCUAAGAUCUUGGGGGAGGUGAUUAACGCUCUCAAGCAGACGUGGCACGUCCAUUGCUUCCUGUGCGCUUCCUGUCAAGAGCCAAUCCGAAAUAACACCUUCCACCUGGAGGAUGGCGAACCUUACUGUGAGCAAGACUUCUACAGUUUGUUUGGCACGGGCUGCCAUGGAUGCGAGUUUCCCAUCGAGGCAGGAGACAAGUUCCUGGAGGCGCUGGGCUACACGUGGCACGACAACUGCUUUGUGUGCGCUGUAUGUUCCAUCACUUUGGAGGGACAAACUUUCUUCUCCAAGAAAGACAAACCUCUGUGCAAAAAACAUGCACAAACACUAAAAAUAUAGCUUUUUUUCUCUCUGAUGGGUUUUUAAAAAAGAAGCAAUUUCUUUAUUUGUGUGUGUGUGUGUGUGGGGGGGGUGUUCUUUGUCUAACAGUUUAACAGUUUUGUAUUUUAUCAGACUGUUUUUCAACACACAAUUUACAUAACAAUUUCUUUUACGUAUAUUUUAUCGUUUCACAAAAAUGGGUGUAAAGUAAUAAAAACCUCAUCUGCAGUUGA